Messenger RNA from Ipomoea nil (Japanese morning glory), 2001 nucleotides. RefSeq lists its product as uncharacterized. The record is from RefSeq and is a predicted model, not a curated record. NCBI's taxonomy places the organism in Eukaryota, Viridiplantae, Streptophyta, Magnoliopsida, Solanales, Convolvulaceae. The coding region runs from base 1 to 2001 and encodes 666 amino acids. Gene Ontology annotation, molecular function: nucleic acid binding; RNA-DNA hybrid ribonuclease activity. The transcript is spliced from 2 exons.
AUGUUAACAGCUUUGGGCUUUAGUAAUAUAUGGGUGGAAUUAAUCAUGUUAUGUGUGACUAUUGUGUCAUAUAAUAUCAAACUGAAUGGAGCCCGAGGUUUGCCAAUCAUCCCAUCUCGCGGACUCAGGCAGGGAGACCCAUUAUCCCCGUAUCUAUUUAUUAUCUGUGCAGAGGGACUAUCUUUAUUGCUACAACAGGCACAGAUUCAGGGAGCAAUUCAUGGGUGCAGAGUUGCAAGGGGUGCACCUUCUAUUUCACAUCUAUUCUUUGCUGAUGACAGCCUACUAUUUUUUAAAGCAAAUGUGCAGGAAGCAAGUGCGAUAAAGCAGUGUUUGACACGGUAUGAAAAUUUAUCUGGCCAAGUGGUAAAUUAUCAUAAGUCCAGCAUAUGUUAUAGCAAGAACACACAGGAUGAUAGUAGGGAGGAAGUGGCGCAGAUACUGGGGGUUACUCAGGCACCAAACUUUGGAAAAUAUUUGGGACUACCCUCAUUUGUAGGGAGAAAUAAAAAAGCAGCCUUUUCAUAUAUUGAGGAUAAGAUAAGGCAAAGAAUCCUAUCUUGGAAUAAGAAAUUGUUAUCGCAAGCUGGUAAGGAAGUCUUGUUGAAAAGUGUGGCUCAGGCAAUGCCCACCUUUUCAAUGAGUGUCUUUUUAUUACCUAUGGGGAUUUGCACAGCUAUUGAGCGAACAAUGAACCGGUAUUGGUGGGGAUCUGGGAAUGAACGAGGAAUCCAUUGGAAGGCAUGGGACAAAUUGUGUAUACCAAAAAAGUAUGGUGGCCUAGGUUUUAAAGAACUGCACGCAUUUAAUAUAGCAAUGCUGGGCAAACAGGCAUGGCGCUUGUUAACAAAACCUGACUCUCUGGUCUCACGAGUUUACAGAGCGAGAUAUUACCCAAAAGGGGCCUUUUAUGAUGCCAAGGUAGGAAAUAACCCCAGUUUCUGUUGGCGUAGUAUAAUGGCAGCUCAGAGCAUGAUUUGUAGCGGAACGAGGUGCAGAAUUGGAAAUGGAAAGACAACUCUCAUCUGGGACCACCCAUGGUUACAAGAUGAACACGACCCAAUGGUUCAUAUUGAUAAGCCCCCAUAUUUAAAUAAUGCAGCAGUGUUGGGAUUAAUUGAUCAUGAGACACAAACCUGGGAUCCGGAUAUUUUGGCAGAUAUUUUUAUUCCUACGGAUGUGGCUAGGAUAAAAAGGAUUCCAGUAUCAUCGGACUAUGAGGAUAUGUGGUAUUGGCAUGGUGAUCAGGGAGACACUAACCAAAUUGUUCACGCAGCUGCAAUAUUAUAUCAUAUUUGGAGAGCCAGGAACGGAGAGGUAUGGGAUGCGUGUCUACCGCGACCACGAAAAGUGUUAGCCUUGGCCGAAGCAACCGCACUGGCAUGGCAAAGAGUCCACCACACCCACCCACAAACGGACCAAGGGGCUGCCGCACAAAGCAGUGCUACUGCCACUGCCGUGACACGGCAGCAGCAGCACUACAACACGGCAAAUGCCGUGACUGCUAUGGGGAUCGCCCAAGAGGGCGCACGGAACGAGCCUGCCGAGCGGAGACGGAGAUGCUAUGUCGAUGCUGGAUUCAUGCCAGCUACAGGAAGGGCUACGGUAGGCGCGGUUUUGUUCGACGAGGAAGGGGGAUAUGUAUCGGCAUUCAGUGCACCCUUGUCAGAUUGUCUGUCCCCGCUUAUGGCUGAAGCAAUAGCAUGUAAGGAAGCCUUGUCUUGGUUAUGGAAUCGUGGAGAGCGCUCAGUACACAUACUCACGGAUUGUUUGACCCUGCAACAGUAUUUGACAAAUCAAGCUAUCACUGUUCGGACUUACGUUGGCUAUGCCAUUGAUGCUUGUAGAGCAUGCAUUAUUUCUUUUGAUUAUUGUUCAGUUAAUUUUAUUCCUAGAUCAGAGAACUAUUUAGCACAUAGUCUAGCGGCUACUGCAUUUAAUUCUUCUACGAUUAUGUAUUCGGACGAUGUCCCUCCAGACUCUAUUUCUGAGUACCUUUAA